Messenger RNA from Cooperia oncophora, 708 nucleotides. The record is from the annotation of a GenBank genome assembly. NCBI's taxonomy places the organism in Eukaryota, Metazoa, Nematoda, Chromadorea, Rhabditida, Trichostrongylidae.
AUGACGAAAAGCCUUCCACGAAAAUUCAACGCCGCCAAGAGUCGAGCAGCAGCGAAGAUGAAGUUUCGGAACGCCACAGUUCUCAGAAGCAAAAGCGCCAUGAGGAUUCAAUCAGAAAAAAAGGGAGUUCGUGUUGAGCAGAAGCAGCGCCGACGACAUGACUCUAGCAGUGACGAAGAACCGGAACCGAAGCGUCGAUCCAGUCCAGAACAACGUCGCCGUCGACACGAUUCGAGUAAUGAUGAAGGGAAACUAGACAAGGAAUAUCCGCGUAAAAAAGUAGAUAGCCAAGAAAGAGGUGGAAAACGAGACUCAAACAAGGAUCGAGACAAAAAAUUACAACGAAGAAGGGGAGAUAGCUCGGAAAAUCGCCGUCGAGAUUCAAGCAGUGACGACUCAUCACUUUCAUCCGAAGAGCCUGAACGAAAAAAGAAAUCGCCGACAAAAAGACGCCAUGAAAGUUCGAGCAGUGAUGAAGAUACUUCCAAGUCACGCGAAAACGAGAAGAGCCGUCAUAGUGACCGUAGAGAAAAGGAGCGAAAGGAUGAUCGCGAUGAGCGAAACCGACGCAUGACUCUUCCUCUCCGUCACCAAGAAGAGAACGUCGUCGUUCACGUACAAGAUCGCGAUCGCCGCGUGACAGGAGGCGAUGAUACCAUGGAUGCCAAUCGUUCCUCGAUGUAUAAUACCUCUGUGAUUGUCGUUUAG